AUGGACCCUCCUCCACCAAUAGAAGAAGACACAAAUUUUGACGAGGAACAGCACCAGCAGUAUCGCGAUGAGAAAACACCCUUGAUUCGCCAUGGCUCCCGAAAGACAGAGCCCCGACGACCAUCGGCACAAGCCAAGACGGUCAAACAAUUGAGCACCAUUUCCGAUUAUUCUACCGGUGGUAAACGAAGUUUUGACGAGGGCGACGACGAUGACAAGAGUCUAUCCAACUAUUCCAUCGGAGGAGAAUCCGUGACUUCGUUAAAGUCGUUGGCCACGGUAUCGCUUGCCAAUUUCCGAGAAGGUUUGCAGAUUCCGUUUUACGACGAAUCUGGCACGAGGGAAAAGAUUGUUUGGGGUUUGGGAUCCCUCUGCAUAUUGGGAACUAUUUUGGGUCUCAUCAUGCCCAAGAACAUUUAUCUUUUUGGAAAAUGGUAUCCCUAUUACCGAUGGGUCAGUUCCAUUAUUGGAUACAAUUACUUUGUCUUGUGGAGUGUGUGCUUUUAUCCACAAGUAUUGCUGAAUUACAGACGAAAGUCCACCCAAGGAUUGAGCAGCGAUUUUGCCAUUUUGAAUUUCAUGGGAUGGAGCUUUUACUCGGCCUACCUUGGGUCCAUGUACUUUAACGACGAGAUCAAACGCAUGUAUUCGGAGCGAUUCGCCAACGAAUCGUCGUCGGUCCAGAGUAACGACGUUGCCUUUUCCUUCCAUGCCAUGAUAUUGAGUUUUAUCUAUUUGGUGCAGAUCUUCUAUUAUGGAGAAGGUUUCUUUGCAGUAUUUCAUCUCAAGCUCACGACUUGGGUGUUGGUCCUUGGAAUGGGAUUGCCCAGCGCCAUUGUGCCCGUUUUGAUUCGGCUCGGGUAUUUGUCCUAUUCCAGAUGGCUGGAUUACUUUUACAUUCUUUCCUUUUUCAAGAUUUGCUGCACUUUGACAAAAUAUUCCAAACAAGUCAUGUUGAACUUUAAGCGAAAAUCCACCUCGGGAUGGAACAUUUGGUACAACUUUUUGGAGUGUUCUGGUGGCUCCCUCAGUAUGCUUCAGAUUGUUUUGGAUGCGAUGGAUAUGAAUGAUCUCACUGGAAUCACUGGCAACAUGGCCAAGUUUGCUCUUGGGUUUGCAACGCUAUUCUUUGAUGGUAUCUUCUUUACGCAGCAUUACAUUCUCUAUCCACACAAGGACGAAAGUGUCAACGAUGAUGCUGAUAAAGAGGGAGGAAUUCCACGGGUGAUUGGGGCAGUACCAACUCACGUUCGGACGAAUAGUAGGCUCCAUGUCCCAGAAGACGGAAUUGUCAACAAGGAUUCCUUUGAUGAAUAA
Molecule: messenger RNA, 1317 nt
Organism: Cylindrotheca closterium
Lineage: Eukaryota; Bacillariophyta; Bacillariophyceae; Bacillariales; Bacillariaceae
Source: the annotation of a GenBank genome assembly